CUCGAGUGCUCGUGGGCGCUCCGGCAGCUGCUGCUGAGGCCAAGCCUUCUCCCUGUGCGCCCUGGCCUGGGGACCCCGGAGGCCUGCAGCCCCUGCUCCAUGGGGACACUGGUGGCCAAGCUGCUGCUGCCCACCCUCAGCAGCCUGGCCUUGCUCCCCACGGCCAGUGUCGCGGCCCGGAGGCGCUUCCACAUGGAGGCCAUGGUCUACCUCUUCACCAUGUUCUUCGUGGCGCUCCACCAUGCCUGCGACGGGCCCGGCUGGUCUGUGCUCUGCUUCAUGCGCCAGGACCUCCUGGAGUAUUUCAGCAUCUACGGGACGGCGCUGAGCAUGUGGGUCUCCCUGAUGGCACUGGCCGACUUCGACGAGCCUCAGAGGUCGACAUUUGUGAUGCUUGGCGUCCUGACCAUCGCAGUGCGGACCUACCAUGACCGCUGGGGCUACGGGGUGUACUCGGGCCCCAUUGGCAUGGCCGUCCUGGUCAUCGCAGCUAAGUGGCUGCAGAAGAUGAAGGAGAAGAAGGGUUUGUACCCCGACAAGAGUGUCUACACCCAGCAGAUAGGCCCCGGCCUCUGCUUUGGGGCGCUGUCCCUGAUGUUGCGCUUCUUCUUUGAGGACUGGGAUUACACCUAUGUCCAUAGCUGCUACCACUGUGCCCUGGCCAUGUCCUUCUUCCUGCUGCUGCCCAAGGUCAACAAGAAGGCUGGAAACGCAGGGCCCCCGGCCAAGCUGGACUUCUCCACCCUUUGCUGUGCUUGUGUCUGAUCAUGUUGCCCCCAGCUCCAAGCCCUGCCCUCCUGUUUAGGGACCAGAGUCCCCAAUCUCUCCUGGGGGUCCUCUUGUCCUUCCCACCUGGGGUGUCCACGAGGAGCCGUCUCUUCACUAUCCUGAGAGGUCCCCAGGGGUAGCAAGGCACCCUCCACCCUCCGCUACCUGUUCACUCUGAGCCAGUGCUCAGCUCUGUGCUGGGAAGAAAGGAACUUUCUCUGCAAAGUUCCUGACCACCAGGUGUGCCUGGCGACCCCAAGGCCGGCAUCUGUCCUCCAUCCCUCCCCUCUUCUCCCACAGCUGGCUAGGGCCCAGAAGUCCUAGCCCAGUGCCCACCAAGACCCGGGAAGCCAUCCGCCCAGGAAACUGGUGUUGCCUGUUUUGUCCCUGCCCUGGCUCUGAAUGUCCCCAUUUAGAGUCCAACUUUGUCCUGGGCCCAGGCCUGCCCCUCAGCCACCCUUCCAGCCAGGUCCUGGAUCGAGCUGUCUCAGCAACAACAAUCAAUAAGAAGCACCCCGUU
Molecule: messenger RNA, 1288 nt
Organism: Sciurus carolinensis (gray squirrel)
Lineage: Eukaryota; Metazoa; Chordata; Mammalia; Rodentia; Sciuridae
Gene: Mymk
Product: myomaker, myoblast fusion factor
Exons: 5
Coding region: 100-765 (221 amino acids)
Cellular component (GO): plasma membrane
Source: RefSeq, a predicted model, not a curated record